Molecule: messenger RNA, 1968 nt
Organism: Durusdinium trenchii
Lineage: Eukaryota; Dinophyceae; Suessiales; Symbiodiniaceae
Source: the annotation of a GenBank genome assembly
AUGACGGCGCCCCAGCGGCAGAAGGCGCUGGAGGUCUUUGGAUCUGAAGCGAACUCACAGGAGGCCAUUGCGAAGACUCAUCAGCCCUGCAUCUCUUUGUUUAGAUGGUGUGCUUGCAUUGGUGCCUUCGUCACCCACACCGAGCGGCUCAUCGCUGCGCCGUCGGUGUCCGCGUCCGUGGCGCCGUCGACGGCCGAGCCGGGCACCACGCCGCUGCCGAGUGACCGAGCGGAUCGGGUGGAAGAAGCGGCCGCGGCGCCGGGCGAGGCGGAGCCGGGCUUCGUAGUGGAGCCUGAGCUCUCGCAGCUGAGCAGUUCGCAGCUGAAGAGCGUUCAGGAGUUGAAGGUGCUGAAGCCGGGAGUGGGGAUGGUCGUUUUUCACGGCACCACGGAUUGCACGGAUCUGGAUGUGGCGCGAGAUAUCGUCUUGAAGCGGGGCUAUGUUCUCGUUUAUCCAGAUCAGAAGAAGAAACCUCCACCUGGACAUGGCCUCAACAAACAUGCCACUGUGACGAUGUAUCAAUGCUUCCCACCUGGUGAGCCCUUGCGGGCACUCAGCGAGGAGGCGGUGGCUGAGUAUAAAGACAAGAUCCGGCGAAUGACCGAGGAGAAUAGCGCAUGCACCUUUAUUGACUAUGACUGCCAGACAGGCCGCUGGUCGCUGACGCCACGGCCCACGCCCACGCUUUCUCCGCGCGGUUCACCGGUGCCACCGCUGCAGUUCACGCCCAGACGUGCCAGCGCCAAGUCCAUCGCAGCCAACGAGCUGCUGCAGAGCGAGAAGCGCCUGGCCGAGCGAAAAGCGCAGCUCCGGCACGAGACCUUCCGAGCCGUUCAGACCGCGGAUGUGGCGGAGCAGACCUGGACCAGACACUUGGGAGGGAAGAUGAGGGAGGGAAGUGAACCUUUAGGAAGUUGGAGAGGCUGUUGGAACUGGAUAGGCUCCGUUCCCUUGGAGAGCAGCUACGUUCCACCGGAGGAGACUGAGGAACUACCUGCCGUCUCGGCCAGCAUCCCGACCAUCCCACCAGUGAGGCUCCUGAAAGCCCCCGCCGAGCCGGAGCCCGAGGAGGUCGUCGCUGGUCCAGCGCCCCAAGUGGAAGAGGUCGCCGGCACCGCAGCGGCCGCCCCUCCUGAAGGCGUCUUCCAGUCCUCGGAACAGUCGAAUCUCUCCGCGGUAUUGAAAAUCAUUGAAGCUGUGGCCGUCCUGCUGGGAGACACUGAUGGUACAGCUGUGAACGUGCAAGAAGUGCUCACAGACUCCCUUCCUCAGAAGCUUGCCAGCUUUGAUCCUGGGAGCAUCACUGCAUCACAACGAUCGAAGGUCAAGAGCCUGCUGAAAUUGCCAGAUGUUCAACCAGAUGCUGUUGCCAGCAUUUGCCAUCACUGCGCUUCAUUGUCCCAGUGGUGUGAGUGUGUCAUGGCCUUCCUUCGAGCAGACCUGGCAGAGGAGGAGGCCAGAUCAGCUGCUCGAAGGUCCGCCAGGAGGUCGGAAAAGCAGGACCGACUCUUCGCACACAUCCAAGUCAUCCAAGUCUUCGGAAAAUCAGACUCAUCGCUCAGGCCCCAACUGGUCACGUUUCCGGACUUGUCCCAGCUGAGCGCUGCUGAAUUGAAAGCGGUUCGAGAGCUGACGGUGUCGCGCCCCGACGUGGGCUCGGUGAUCUUCCAUGGGCUGACCGACUGCAGCGACCUGCAGGUCGAAAGGGAUAUUGUGCUGCAGAAGGGCUUCAUUUUGGUCUACCCGGACCCCGUGAAGAAGCCGCAGCCGGGAUGUGGCUUGAACAAGCCCGCCACGGUGACCAUGUACAACUGCUUUCCGCCGGGCGAGCUGUUGAUGGAGGAUCCCUUGGUCCGAGAGGAUUACAAGGAGAAGAUCCGGCUCAUGACGGAGGAGAACAGGACAUGCAAAUUUCUGGACUAUGACUGCCAAAGGGGCAUUUGGCAGUUUGAGGUGAAUCGAUUUUGA